This is a messenger RNA of Numida meleagris (helmeted guineafowl), 7788 nucleotides long. RefSeq names its product MLX interacting protein (gene MLXIP). Gene Ontology annotation, molecular function: protein dimerization activity; RNA polymerase II cis-regulatory region sequence-specific DNA binding; DNA-binding transcription factor activity, RNA polymerase II-specific. Gene Ontology annotation, biological process: regulation of transcription by RNA polymerase II. Bases 51 to 2801 code for a protein of 916 amino acids. Lineage: Eukaryota; Metazoa; Chordata; Aves; Galliformes; Numididae. The record is from RefSeq and is a predicted model, not a curated record. Gene Ontology annotation, cellular component: nucleus. The transcript has 17 exons.
GCGGGCGGCGGGCUCGGCCGGGGGCUGGCGGCGGCGGAGGCAGCGGGGCCAUGGCCGCCGACGUGUUCAUGCGGCCGGCGCAGCUCCUGGGCGCGGCGGGGCCGCUGUCCCCCCGCGCGGAGCCCGAUGAGGACUCGUCGGAUACCGACGACGGCGGCGCUUCGCCGGGAGGAGGGCGGCGGUGCGGGCCGCGGCGGGGGCAGCCCCCGGGCCCCCAGAUCAUCCACUCGGGCCACUUCAUGGUGUCGUCGCCUCACAGCGAGCACCCUCCCAAGAAGGGCUACGACUUCGACACGGUCAACGAGCAGACCUGCCAGACAUACCAGUUCGGGGCGGCCCGAGGGGGCGGCGGCGCCGGGGGGCGCCUCAGCAUCGACGCGUCGCUCACGAAGCUCUUCGAGUGCAUGUCCCUGGCCUACAGUGGGAAGCUAGUGUCUCCAAAAUGGAAAAAUUUUAAAGGCUUGAAACUUCAGUGGAGAGAUAAAAUCCGUCUCAAUAACGCCAUCUGGAGGGCAUGGUACAUGCAAUACCUCGAGAAGCGCAAGAAUCCUGUGUGCCAUUUUGUGACUCCCUUGGAUGGCUCUGUUGAUGUAGAUGAACAUCGUCGGCCAGAGGCCAUUGCAACAGAAGGAAAGUACUGGAAACGACGGAUUGAAAUAGUCAUCAGGGAAUACCACAAGUGGAGAACAUACUUCAAGAAAAGGUUACAGAAACAUAAAGAUGAAGAUCUGUCAAGUUUGGUCAGGGAUGACGAUGUGGUUCUCUGGCAAAAAAGAAGAUAUGGCAGAGAAACCCCUGUCCCUAUGGAGGAAGGCCUCUUCGAUACAGAUAUGCUUAUGUCUGAGUUCUCCGACACCCUGUUCUCCACACUGUCUUCGCAUCAAUUGGUCUCCUGGCCAAAUCCCAGAGAGAUAGCGCACUUAGGAAAUGCUGACAUGAUUCAACCAGGGCUUAUUCCUCUCCAGCCAAAUUUUGAUUUCAUGGACACUUUUGAGCCGUUUCAGGAGUUAUUCACAUCUAGUCGUUCCAGUACUUAUUUCCCUUCUGUGUCUGCUGCCAGCUCAGCUACAACAGACAGCAGCAGUCAUUCUUCUCAGACUCCUGUCCUGUCAUCAGGUUCACUGCCCAACACACUUCCAUCUGGGAACAUCAGCGAUGGACUGAUUGCUUCCUCAGUACCUUCUCCUGUCAUUCCUGAUGUUGGCACUGACCAGUGUUCCAGCAUUAGAAGUGGGGGAUCUUUCAUCCAGCCAGCAGACUUUGCUCCUGACUCGUCUCUGAGUGGGCCACAGACUUUCUUGCCUGUGUUUCAGACACCUUUGCCACUGCUUCAACCUGCGACACAGCAGCACCAGUCCCCGUUGCCAGCAGUGCCUCUGAAUACUGGCUUAAGCUCUCCACCAUCUGCUUUUGCAGCGCCAGAAACCCAGAAGUUUGGCUUCUGUGAAUCUACAGUUAUCACUCACACAGCUUCUGCAACACUGACGCACAAUGCCCCUGCCACCACCUUCAGCCAGAGCCAGAACCUUGUCCUGGCAACACAGCAGCCAGGAGCAGGAGUGCCUUGUAACCUGACUUUCCAAACUACUGUCCUGCAGGGACAGCCCCGACCCCAGCUGCAGUCCCAGCUGACAUUUGCACUCCCCAAAGCUGUUCCCCUGGCCAGUGCUGGGACAAGGCCCAAAAAGUCACAAAAAAUAGUGCCUGCUCCGAAGCCUGAAACAGUGUCCUUAGUGUUAAAGAAUGCCUUCGUCACCCCAGCUGCCUUUCAGGGACAGUCCAGAGCUGUGAUUGUAACUCCCACACCUUUAAAAAGAGAGGGGAUUUUGACGCCUGCCAAGUCUCAGUCUAAUGUUGCAAUUGCACCAGCUGGAAUUGCCAGAGCUCAUGGGGUGACAAAGUUCCAUAGUAACAUUCAGGUUGGUCCAGCGCAGCAAGUGUCAAGUAGCCAACAAAGCCAGUCCACGGUCUCGCACCUCUUCUCUACUAGUGUAGUCCAGGAUGUGCUGGUGAAAGGAGAGCAAAUCCCUUCCCACUGCAGCAGUUCACAAGUUCCCUCACCUACACCUAGCCGAGACUGUCAGAAUUCUGGCCAGGCUUCCCCCUGCACCUCAGAGCAGAGCCCCAGUCCACAGUCUCCUCAAAACAGCUGCUCAGGAAAACUUGCCACUGAUUCUCAAAUGGCUGCACUUAAGACUCAGAGAAUGAUGCGUAUUUCAUCAGAACAAAAACGAAGGUUUAAUAUCAGGAUUGGCUGCAGUACCCUGAACAGCUUGAUUUCGGCGAACUCCAAGUCGAUCAGCCAUGCAAUCACUCUCCAGAAAACAGUAGAAUAUAUCGCUAAACUGCAGCAGGAAAGAACACAGAUGCAAGAGGAAACCAGGCGCCUUCGGGAAGAAAUCGAGGAGCUAAACGCUGCCAUCAUUUUGUGCCAACAGCGGCUCCCUGCUACUGGUGUUCCAGUUACACGGCAGAGAUUUGACCACAUAAGGAGUAUGUUUGAUGAGUACGUGAGAAACAGUACCCUCCAGAACUGGAAGUUCUGGAUUUUCAGCAUUAUUAUUAAGCCAUUGUUUGAGUCCUUCAAUGGAAUGGUUUCCACAACAAGCUUUAAGGAUCUGAAUCAAACUGCAGUAGCCUGGUUGGAUCAGCACUGUUCCCUCCCUGUUCUGAGGCCAAUGGUGUUGAGCAGCCUUCGGCAGCUGAGUAUAAGCACCUCAAUUCUGUCGGAUCCAUCACGCCUGCCGGAGCAAGCCGCUGAGGCAGUCAGCAAGACAAAUGAAACAGCUGGUGAAACCUAACAACCAAAGACAAUGAGUUACUCAUACAAGGGGUGGAGAACGUGCCAGUCUAGCAGCCUGGUGAGUCUCCUUUCAGUUGGUGCACUUUAGAAAGAAUUCUCUCCAUCAUCCAAGACGUUGUUCAGAGCAUCUGGCUCUGCCUUCAGAAUUUGAAGCAACGUUGUUCGUAACGUUUUGAUUCCUCUUCAGUGCUGUGCUCCUCUCCGUUAAGUGAGAACACCAAGCUCAGGUAAAUUUAGCAGGAUUUAAUCCUGCAGGCAGCAAUAUUUCUCCAUCAAUGCAGCAUGCAUCUGUAUGCAACAAAGGUCUUUCUGUAAAACAGCUUCAUGUGCUAAGUUCUCUGACGUGUAAAUCUUGUACAUCAAGGAAUGUUCUCUUAGAGGGGAAAAAUACUUUCAAUUUUGUUUAACGAAUUGUGCUUUUUGUUUUGUUUUCUGGUAUUCAGUUCCAUUUGUUUUACUUGAAUAGUAAAAAUAAAAGUUAAACAAGAUUAUAUUAAAAACCAAAGGAGGAGAAAAAUCCAUCAGUGAUGUCAACUCGUGGAAAAUACUAGAAUUAAAAUCUCAGGCUGUGUUUUGUGUAUUUUAAUGAGUGUACCCUUACAUAUGAUCAGUUUCAAGACAUGCUUUAUUUUCUAGCAAAUAAAGUAGCUGAUUUUUAUUAUUUUUCCUGAUAUAGCCAUUGCAAUAUAGUAGCAGACAGCGCAGUAAGUGCAAGAAAGCAGUUUUAGCUUGCACGGCUUCUGCAGUCAGGAUAAACACAUGAAUUUCAUAUCCAUUUAAUCUGUAAACUGUUUUCUUGCACUCUGCAGAGUUCAUCUGCCUUCCUCAUAAAAUGUGCACAUAUGAAACACAUCCAUAGAUAAAUGUCAUAGUGCUUCAAAGACAAAACUUCAGUUCUGAGCAUUAAAAAAUUGGCUUUUAUGUUAUCUCAGAAAGUGUAGCAAACCAUACCAGCUUAUAGUCCAUUCUUAGUUUCUUUUGUCUUCUCUGCCUGCCUGCUCUUUUUGCCUUCUUUUUAAAAAAAACCUGAAGGACUUAGCCAAGCUUGAUCUUUAUGGGACAGUUAUGUUCAAUAUAAAUUUUAAAACAUAUAAAGAUAUGUUUAAAAUUGGAAAUACUGUAUAAUGUUUUUCUGUGGCAGUUUCUGCAAGCACUACCCUUUGCUGUAGAUAAGCUGAGUCUUGUUACAGUAGAGAUAGUUCUGUCCAUCCUUAGACAACGCUGGGAUAUUCCUUCUGGCCAAUUGUUUGUGAUUUGGCCUGGAAUGACCCUAUGACUCAUGUAUUUCUACUCCUUACUCGAUUCUGUUAUUUUGGAGCUAUGCAAAGUGCGGGUAAAGUUUCUCUUAAUACCUCCUCCAAGUAAUUUUCUGCCAGUUUGAAAAGCAGGCUGUCUGGACAUGAUGAGCAGGCUAUCACAGUGCAAACAUGAAGAGCAGCUAAAAAAUUUAGAUACUACACAUUCAGAAACGGAGUCAGUGAUACUGUGUUGAGUCCAAUCCUCCCCACUUGGUGGGAUGAACCUUAAAAAGCAGCAGUAGGUUUUGGGGAUCAGGACUAGGCACAGGGAAUGUUUCUUUUUUCCUUCUUGUUCUGAAGUGUUGCAGCUAUUGGCUUUCUUUGCAGAAUUUUCUUACAUGUGAGCAGGACUGUAACGAGAAGAAAGCAUGAAAAGUUCGCCCCAGGGCAGUUUCCUGGAGCAGAGGUACUGUGAGUUGUGGAGUGGGGGAGCUGAAAGGGACUUCUGAAAGGUGGUGAUUUAUUGAAAUAGCGUGUAAAGGCUGUCACAGCAAUUAGUGAAUAGUUUUUCUAGGGAGGGCCCCUAUCUAGGUCUUUCAUACUUUUUAUUUUAUUCAAGUAAUUAAUAUUAUUUUGGAUGCAUCUGGAUAAAAUAUAUUGGAACUAGAUGAUCUUUAAGGUCCCUUCCAACACAAGCCAUUCAACAGUUCUGUGAAUAAGUGUAAAGUAAUUUUUUAAUCAGUUCUUUAAUUCUCCUAUUUUUAUCACUGUUUGUGAACUUGAUUCCAUUUAAGUCACUUAACAUUGGGAUUUGCUGGGGAGUGUCCCUCAGGUUCUUUACUGGGGAUUCUCACUGAGAUGCGUAGAUAUCUACAUGCAUAUUUGCAUAUUAAAACUAUGUAUCCGUUUUUCUAGAAGGACUUCAUUAGACAAAUUGCCCAGGAACAGAUCCACUUGUGUUUUUGCUAUACUUUUCAGAUGAGCAUGUUCUGUUGUGACUCCCUUGUAAUAUUCUCCUGCUUGUCAGGCAGUGAUUGUGCCUGAUUGUUACCAUGUUCUUACCCAUGUCUGCAGUUGUGGUUGCAGUUGUAUCAAUGAUGAUGUCUCAACAAGAAAAGUGUGCGCUGCAGCCAUGCCUCAAAGCCCAGGCAAGUAUGAUGACUUCUAAGCUUAGAUCUUACUGCUUGGAAUCUCACUGAAUGAACUGGAAGUCAAAAGGGACCUUAAAGGAAUAGGAAGGGUGGGAAGUACGAGUGAACUGUUACAACUUUUACCCAUUAGUAGUUUUAAUGUGGAUGGAAAAAAACAUCCCAUUCAUUGCACCAUGAGUUGGUUACAAUUGGAGAGGAAAGUGCUUAUUUUAAUGACUUGAAGUGGAGAAAAAAAAGCUCAUGUCACUUUGGAAAGACCACAAAUCUUAACAAAGUAGAGAGAGAAAAUCAAAUCAGAGAUUGCUUACUUCGGCAAGAGUGUAGGAGGGAGGGAAGGAAUAGUGAAAAGAUUUUUCCACGUAGUGCAAUUACCAGAAAUGAUGUGGCGACUCUUUGAAGCAGUGAUUCAGAAUUUUUUUUCUCUUACCCAUCAGCUUUGUGAGGGUUGUGAUUUCACUUCAUAUGGAAACACAGGAGGAUAAAGCCAUCCUGUAUUUCAUUUCUGCACUUUAGAAGUACUGAGGAUUGGUAUGAAAAGGAAUUGACUACGUAUGUAUUAAUUCUUGCCUAGAUUCCUACUUUGUUAUAUAUUUAAGCUGCUUAGUCUUUCUGCCUUCCUGAUUGAGGACUCUAAAUAAUAUAUUUCAGCUUAAAAAAAAAAAAACAACCUAAAACGAACAAAAAAAACAGCAGAAAAACUCGGUACCGCUUUCUUGUCUGACUUAAGCAGUCUAACUUCCUGUGCAUCACCGCAGUACAUUGAGCAAGCAAAACACACUGUGCCUAUUGUCUACACCGAAUUACAGGUGAUGCGUAUCUGUCUUCAGUAGGUUGAUUCUGGACUUAUAAAGAACAUGACUCAUUCAGUCAACUCCAACAUACUUUGCUCACCAAGUGUGUGGCUAGAUAAAAUAUUUCUUGCCUGUGAGGCACACAAGGUCAAACUGAGGUUGUCUAGUGGUGCCUUCUGACCUUGAAUUAUAUUAAUGGGGACAUUGUAGAGGGGCCCCCUCCCCAUACGCAAGUUCUAGGGAACUUGUUAUCUGAUAAACUUAAUAGAUUUAUAUACUUCCUGCUAACAGGAGGAAUUAGCAGGGAAAGUCCAGGAGCGAACUAUAAUGAAGAAAUUAUUAGAGAUGGAGACAAGUCCUUGCUUCAUCUGGACAGUCUAAUCUCUGCACAAAAGCAAUGGAUUCUCAAUUAAUACCAGUUGAUCCAAUUGCUGUGUUCUUCCAUGCUUUUCUAGACCACCAGGGAAGCCUUUCUUCAAGGCAGGUGUACUAGAGUGCUACCACCUGUGCCUUAUAUCUUGGGGUCCUGUAUUCAUCUGAUGGAAGUCUUACAUUCUUACCCCUAAUUUGAUGCUACGUGGAAAAUUUGGUGAAAUGGCAGAGCGAGGAUUCCCUUUAUUUUAAGAGAGUGUAUUGUCUGCUUGGCAUUUUGGAGGUUGUGUGCUGAAACUGAGGUUGUGCAAAAUUGUGUGUGAAUGUGUGGAUGCGUAUAUGAAUGGAAAAAAAUUGUCUCAUUCCUGCUGACUUCUCUAUCCUUCCCAUGUACACGGGGACACACCCACCAAAAAGUUUGACAGAAACCUAGUAAAGAUAAAAGCGCUUAAAUCUCUAAAUCUGGAAUGGCUUGAGCAGUCAAAGGGCUGUCAAACUGUGUUUGAAAAUAGCAUCCCUUUACUUUGCGUCCUCGAGAUUUUUACGUUCCUUUUGUGCAUGUGUAUGCUUGUGUUCUCAUGAUGGAGGUGAGAGGGGCGGUUGCGUUUUGUUUGCUUUUGAAGUCUAAGACUUCUGAAGUGCAGUUAAGAGCAGGAGAGGGAAUCUCACUGCAAAAGCAUUCAGUAACAUAAUGCUUUUUUAUUCCAAAUUAUUUGGAAGCUGUUCCAUGUCACGUGUUUCUGGAAUGGAUAAUUUUUGCUUGAUGCUCCCAACUAGAAGAUACUGCUAAAAUAGAGUUGAUAGUGAACUAUUUUGACCUUUUUAUUUACUUCUUUCCUUUUUACUUUGUUCCUUUGCACCUUUAUUGCAAGGGAAAACACCCAAAAUCUAAAGGUUUAGGUGCUUUAGGGCCUACUAAUGUCAGAGGAAUGUGGACAGCUCUUGAUAACUUGGAGGCUUUUUGAUUAGGUAAGGUAACAGGAGUUUUCCUAUUUCUCUUUCAAGUUAUAUACCUCCAUUUCAGAGAUCACUUUCUUUUGAAGGCUUUCUUGUAUGGGACCUCAAUACUGUUUCCACAACAUCAGCUAAGGCCUCAGCUUUCCUUUGGUUUCAUUCUUGGAUGGAUUUAAUGCUUAUUUUCUGUGUUAGAGCAGAAGUGGUAGUACCAAAUUGUAGAUUGAUCUGUAAAACUUGAUUCAAUUGCAAGGAAAUACACCCAGGUGUAUAAUAGACUUUCUAGCCAUAGUCUGAUCUGCUUUUAUAUCUGAAUGUUUCCAACAUGAAUAGAAUUUUGAAUCAAAAGAUAUCAGUUAGGAAUAAUCCUCUUAAUUAACAACGUAAUGAACGAAUUGCUUAUUUUCUUCUUCUAACCUUGUAUUUAAAUGUAUUUAAGUGAAUGGAGUUCAUUCUUGUUGUUAAAAAAAAAAAAAAGC